AUGGAUAUAAAGACCCUGCUGGACAAUCUUCAUGAUGAAGUAUCCUGUUCUGUGUGCAUGUGUGCAUUCACGGAUCCAAAGCAGUUGCCUUGUUUGCACAGUUUCUGUCUUCAUUGCCUGAACGGAAUUCAACGAACGAGCGCCGCCCAUGGCAAAAUUACAUGCCCCGACUGCAGGAGACAGUUUCAAAUCCCUGGAAGUGGAAAUCCUAGCGAACUUCCCACUAAUUUUCGUAUCAAUAGUUUGCUUGAUGUCUUGGCAAUAAAAGAGUGCAGCACAGCUAACGUGAAAUGUGCAAACUGUGACAAACGGAGCCCCCAGACGUUCUAUUGCUUCCAGUGUUCUUGUUUCUGGUGCGACGAAUGUGUUUUAGCACAUAACUUAAUACGCACCAAUAAAGAACACAGAACGCUGGCACUGAAAGAUUUUCAAGAUCAAGACAUCGAGGCCGUGUUAAAGAGACCGGCAUUUUGUCAGAAGAAACGACAUGAAAGAGAAGAGUUGAAGUUCUUUUGCAAGGACUGUAAAGUCGCCAUUUGCAGCACUUGUGUUCUAAUACUCCAUGCCUGUCACAGAAUGAUGCUUUUGGAAGAAGCUACAGACGUGCGCAAGACUCAGAUCAACUCCAUGACUCAAUCUUUAAUGGAAAAAGCACAAGAUAAACGAAAAGAACUCGAGCAAUUGAACCAAAAGAGCACGGACAUUAAACUGCAAGUAGCCUACUUAAAAAGCCAAGUGCAGACGAAUGUAGAUCAAGUUAUUGCAAUCAUCGAAGAGAGGAAACAGGAUGUUUUUGAUGCAGUCGAUAAUCAAGCAAAAAAAUCACUGGAAUCUCUCUCACAUCAAAAAGACCAAGUUGAAAAUCAAAUGGAAAUAAUUGAAUCGAUAAUUGAACAAACUACAGCUCUUGUGAAACGAAGCUUUAGUACUGAAAUCCUUGGAUUCAGUGAAACAUUUGAUACAAUCCAACAGGAACAGGGCACCCAAGGAAACCGUGACACUGAAUGUAUUCCUCAGUUUAGUUUCACUAAAAGUGAAAAACUGAUUAACGUGUUGAACAGUGAAGGGAUAGGUAAUUUAAAAACUGUUUUAAGCGAAACUAAAGUGCAACAAUCAGGAACUAAAGGUAAAGAAAGUAGUAAAGUAGUUGGUGGGGAUAAAGGGGCAAAUGUUCAUGACAGUCCUCUUGAGACUCAGGUACAAACCAGGCGCUUCAGAUCUGUGCUGUCAUUUGGACGGCAAGGUAAGUCUGUUGGAAUGCUUGACGGGCCCUGGGGGGUGGCAGUGAAUGAUCGUGAUGAAAUUGCUGUGACUGAGCACUGGAACCACAGGGUUUCAAUGUUUAGUAGUGACGGUACCCACUUAAGAUCGUUUGGUAGAUGGGGUUAUAGUAAUGGUGAGUUCCAGUUCCCUACAGGGAUCGCUUUUGAUAGUCAUGGCAAUAUUGUAGUGGCAGACUAUAACCACAGGGUGCAAGUCUUUGAUAGGAAUGGUAACUUUCUUAGUAAGUUUGGUGAAAAAGUAAGUCAUCAUCACCAGCUUAGUUGUCCUGAAGGUUUAUCAAUCAUAAUAAACGGUAACAGUGAUAUUAUUGUUGCUGAUAAAGGUAACAAAUUAAUCAAGAUAUUCUCUUCUAGUGGGGAGUAUUUACGUAAAUUUGGUGGAGCAGGUACUUUGGUCGAACCCUAUCACUGUAUCCAACAUGGUCUAUAUUUUAUAGUCACAGAUGGUGGUGAUGAUUCCAUUAAAAUGUUUGAUCUGGAGGGAAAGUUUAUUUCUAAAUUUGGAAAACAGGGAAACGAGGGUGGGGAGUUCAAUGAGCCCAGUUACUUGUCAGUCAACAAAGAAGGAUUGCUAAUGGUUUGUGAUACAUACAAUCACAGAGUUCAGGUAUUUGAACUGAGUGGAAAGUUUGUUACAAAAUUUGGAAGUGAAGGUAGGGAGAGUGGAGAGUUUAAGUACCCAAUUUCUACAGCAAAUCUUAGUGAUGGAAGAAUAGUUGUGUGUGAAUGGUUUAACAACCGAAUCCAGGAAUUUGAGCAUAAAUGA
Messenger RNA from Porites lobata, 2049 nucleotides. The record is from the annotation of a GenBank genome assembly. Lineage: Eukaryota; Metazoa; Cnidaria; Anthozoa; Scleractinia; Poritidae.